AUGUUUAAUGUGACAAAUAGUUCAAGAAGUACAAAGGAAAGCAUUCUAAAAAAUGUUAAUCACAAGGAAACUGUUGUCAAAGAAAUUGAGAAUUUAAGAAUAAAGUCAAAUACUUUUUGUACCAAACCAAAAAGAAAAGGCGAUAAAAUUCAUCAUCUUAUUCGACAUACAAGAGAUACAAGUUUCUAUGAUGAACAUGGCAUCCAGAGCGCGGUGUAUUUUUCUGGGAAAGAAAUUCUAAAGUUAAAAGCAUUUUAUUCUAAGAUUCCGAGUAGCAGUUUUACAUUAAGUUUAUCGUUAAAUCCAGAGGGAGGACAACAUGACCCAGUCACCAUACUAGAGCUUGUAGAUAUAUGUAAUGGAAAACAAACACACAACUGGUUGAAAAUUGGAAUUGGUAGUAAUCCCGAGAUUCUCAACUCUGGACAGAAAUAUUUUGUAACUUUAAAGACAGAAAGGAGUAAACAUGCAUCUACAGUUUAUGCAGAUACUAACUACAAACCCGAAGAAUGGACCACCAUUGAUGUUACUUAUGACAAACAUGUCCUUAAACUGUACAGAGACGGUGCACUAGUGACUGUGGACAGAUAUCAGCAUGGAUCAGUUUUCCAACAGGUUUCACAAAACUGUAAAACAAUUCUGAUUGGAGGGGAUGAACCUUCAAAAACCUUUUACCGAGGAUCAUUAAAAGAUCUAUUUUUCUGGAAUUAUGCUAAAAAUCAUUCUGAAUUAGGACGUUCAAUUGCUAAAGAUGACCACCUUUUUAUAUCUGAUAGUUUUACUGAUGCAAAGAAAUGGCGAUCGUUGUUUAAAACACCACCGCAAAUUAUAGAAACGGUCACAUUUUCAAAAUCCAGUCAAAUUGCAAUCAAAGCGCCACCUUGUGGCGAAACAGUGUGCGAUGAUCCAGUUUUAUUAAAAUCGUACAGAGAAAAUUCAAAUUUAAGGCAUUUGAAAGAAAUUAAUUACAAAGUUUUUAAUAUAAUGAACGAUGAUGGUUCCCAGCCACAAAUUACGAGGAAGCAGUUACAAAAGCAACAUUUAGCACUUAUAGAUGCAUUCUCACCUCAUAAUAUAACAUUUAAACAAGACGUUAAAAAUAUUAAAAACACAUUUCUUAGACAGGCUACAGUACUUUAUACAUGUGAUUCAAUAUCUAUUGGUGAUAAUGUUUGCGACAAUGAUUGUUUUCAUCCCAAAACCGGAUAUGAUGGCGGUGAUUGUGAUGAUCUGCUUCCGGCAGUCGCAGAAUGCAACCCGAUAUCUAUUGCAGAUGAACAAUGUGAUCCAGAAUGUAACAAAUUUAUAUGGGAAUGGGAUGGUGGAGAUUGUUGCACACCUGGUUCGGAUUUUUGUUUUAAUCCUGAAUCGCAGCAUCGAGGUUACCUUAGUAAAGAAGAAUUUCAAGAGAUGGUCGGCGAGGAUAGUUCUAGCCAACUGAACAUUUAUCUGGCCUCGACAAUAAAUAGUGAUAUCGCGGGUCUGUCCACAUACCCUUGGGACAAAGACGUGUAUGGCAUAAACGGUGGCGUGAUUGUACCCCCAGAAUCGUUUGGAGCACCGGGUAAGAUGAAAGGUUUAAUUCAUGAGAUAGGACAUGUCCUUGGCUUAUGGCACGUGCACCAUGGUAUAUCAGAAAUGGAUUGUGACGAUCCCUGUGUAGAGACACAUGCGUCAUUGGAGCUAGGAGAUCUAUGUUCUGACACCGAGCCUACACCAGAUAAUAAACAAUGUCAUGAUCCUGAUGGUAGUAAAUCAACAUGUGGUCUACAAAGCUUCAGAAACACUCAAUUUAAUAACUACAUGAGUUAUGCUGAUGAUAGCUGUAUAAAUAGUUUCACAUCUGACCAGAGUGCACGCAUGCAUUGUUAUCUUGACCUGGUGUAUAAACCAUGGAGGACAGAAAAGAAACCAACGCCAGUAUCAUUACCACCAAAAAUCGCAAGAUCUACCAAUGCAAGCGUUACCAUCAGCUGGCUAUCUCCACUUGGAUCUAAUCAAGCAUAUCCGGUAACUAUAUGCGACGUUUGUAAAUCUGAUGGAAGUGCUGCACAGUAUGCUCAUAAUGCCACAGCAUCGCAUCCGGAGAGUUUUUUGUACUUAUCCCAACCACUACAAGCUGCAGGUUCACCAGAUGCUGAAUCUUGUACAGCCAGUGAUAAGGCUUGGAUGAUGCCAGACAGUUAUACAUGCCAGACAAUGGAGUGUUAUAUUGACCUAGAGUUUAAAUUCAAAUUUAUACCUGACAAAUUGAGGAUAUGGGUACCUUAUACUGGAUCCGUUGAUGACUUCAUGUUGACAGGAAUGGGUGACCCAAUCAAAUUUAUAGAAAUCACGACAGACGAUUUGACAGUGAUCCCAUUGAAUAGUUUUCCUGCUUCGUGUGAUAAUGUGUUGUCUGUCAGACUGAAUGUAAAAAGACCUGUAACAAAGGUAAGAAUUUAUGUGCAGCAUCCAUACACAGCUAUUGAUGCAGCAGAAUUAUCAACAAGUACACCCGCAUCAGAAUGUGCGUUGUGUAGACGGCAAAAGUACAGGGUAAUCAGAUCUCCGGAAAUUACAGGAAACCAAUUAAUUCAAACCAGUAAAACAGAGUUCACAGACCGGGACAUUCAACUAAACACUACGUAUACAUACAGUAUAAUUGUAGUCAGCGGGAAUCAUGAAAGUGUACCAUCACCGUCUGUAGAGUUUAUCAUUGGUCAGUCUUUCUGUGGAGACGGUCAUGUUAACACUGGUGAAAAGUGUGAUGAUGGUAACACAAUAGAUGGCGACGGGUGUGAUAUAGAUUGCAAAGAAGAAGAAUUCUUUAAAUGCUCCGGAGAACCUAGUCAUUGUUUUAUUCAUGAUGGGGACGGUAUUUGUGAAGAUUAUGAGCGGCCAUACAGUAUAAAAGAUUGUGGAUAUUAUACUCCUCCAGGUUUUGAGGACCAGUGGGUCCAAGCAGCAGUUGCAAAUCCAGAAUUCCAGGAUGAUACCUGUCUAGAGUCGCUAAUCAUAGGAAUUCCCUCCGUGAGCCAGAAAUGUGUAAGCAAUACUGUUCCUGAUGAAUACUGGAGUCCAUGUAACAAUUAUGGAAAGGAUGACAAUUACUGGAUAGAGAUCUAUUUUGCCAAACCUAAGGUUGCAACAGAAAUAAUAAUUCACUUUGGAUCAGACGGAUUAGAUGAUUUGAAUAGAAAACAGAUGAUGAGGAUCGAACUUAUUACCAAUGACAACAUAACCAAGACAAUAACUCCGGAACUUCAUUCUAUCUCCUGCAAACACAACCCAAUUCAUGUGCCAAUCAUUCAUGACUUGACACAACAAUUCUUCCUUACAAAAGGUGCGAGGAUUAAGUUUUCUUCACCUAGGAUCAGUAUAGCAGGUGCUCGUUUGAGAUCUUCUAAAUUUUUAGAUCCAGUGACAAUUGCAUCUUGUAACUCUAUGGAAUUAUAUGAUACGUCUAUAGGAAGAUGUUUCAAUAGGUCAUGUAACAGACCAGUUUGUGGGACUCCACGUGUAAAGCAUGGUGUUCCAAUGUGUAAUGGAAAAAGAGAGGGAAGCGUAUGUACAGUAACAUGUAAUCAAGGGUAUGUAUUAGAAGGUCGUGUUAAUGAGUUUAUUUGUGUAAAUGGAACAUGGCAGAGUUACACUUCUUUAUCUUGUGUUCCGGUUAACUGUGGCGAGCCAUACAUUCCGUAUGCGAGUAUUUCCUGUCCAGAUGGAUUUCAAUAUGGUGAUAAAUGCAACUUCAACUGUAAAGCACCAUCCAGAUUACAGGGUGAUGUAUCGACAAUACAAUGUGAUUCUGAAGGAACCUGGUCCUUACCAAAUUCGUUUUGUCAGAUACACUGUAAAGCACCAUCAGUCACCGAUAAUGCCAGACUCCUGACUAAAGCAUGCAAAAGAGGAUAUCACGGCCUUGGAAAAGUCUGCAAAUUCAAAUGUGAGAAAGAAUUCAAAGUAGCAGGAAAGAGCAAUUUUAGAAAAAUAUAUAAACUUGAAUGCGAUGAGGAUGGGUCGUGGAAAGGUGAAAGUUGUGUACCAAUUACCUGUCCUCAGCCAGACACAGUCUUUAAAGGUUUAUUUAGCUGUACUCAUCUGUUCAAUGUGGGCAGUACAUGUACAAUGAUAUGUCCAGUUAACUCAGUAAAACAAGUGAUUAAUUGUGGAAUAGACGGUACCUGGAACAGCAGUUUCAGUAUUUGUAAAUCGUCCAUUAAUGGAUCUUGUCCUGUUGUUCAUGAGAGUACAAAGGUCAACUUCAACUGUUAUGGUAAUAAAGUAGGCGAUCAAUGUGGAGUACACUGCUUCUUACCAGAAGCUAUUGCAAUAGUUAAUGGUCAUUCAAAUAAAGUGAGAGGUAGACUUGCAAGUAUUAACGACAAUCUUCAAGACAAAGAUCCAGUACGUACAAUUACAUGUUCAGUGUUACUAGAGUGGACACCAGACCCAGAAACUAUAACGUGCAAAGUAGGAUGUAAUAAGGCCUAUAUAGCAGAUGGGUUAUGUCAAGCUGAGUACAAUACCGAGGAAUGCUCCUGGGACGGAGGAGACUGUUGCAAAUCAACAGUAUCUGACGGAAUAGUUUUAUCUAUUCCAUUUACAUGUGGUAAACCCUGUAGCUGUUUGGACCCAAAUGCUGCUGAAAACAGAACAUACAAACACAAUAUAAAGGCUAGCAAGAAGAAAUCUAGGAGUAGACGUAUAACACUCAGUCGAUAUGCAUGGAAACAUUCGUUUCCUAGAAAAAGUCGAUAGAUUGUUUUUCAAUGUUUUCGGUGUCAUUGAUAAUAAUGGUUUUUUAUUAUACUAUUUUUCAAACUAUGGUUCCAAAAUGAUAAGACAGUGAACCUCAUUGAUAUAAAUUUUUCUUAAGCGACACGGAUUUAUGUUCUACAUGAGUAAAUCGGAGUUUGCGGGAACGUUUACAGUGUUUAAAUACACAAAUGAGUGAUUACAAUUACCUUUGAAGACAGCUGAAAUUGGGAAGUAAGUUUCAAUUGUUGUUUGUCCUUUAGUUGGGACCAUGAGGUUAGCAAUUUUCUUUGAUAACUGAAUUUUGCUUAACAUAACUUAACUUUGUUUGAAGAUUUACAAUGUGACUCAUGACAUAAGAAUAAAGAUAUACAAAACUAAUAUAACAAUACAGGGUUAAAUAACAUACAAUUAAUAAUAAAGAUAUUUCUGCAUGUAAAAAAACAUGUAAUUAUGAAAACCAAUGAUUCAGCAAAACGAACUUAAAAAAACGGAAUAGUCUGGAAAGAAAGAUUUGCAUGAUACAAUGUAAAUUCCUUGCACCAAUAAAUGUGAGCAGUGAAUAACUUCAAUAAUAAUCAUUAAUAAUCAAUAAUCACAAUAACCAUUUUAGAUUAUUUUUGAAUGUAUAUCAUAUCAGU
Molecule: messenger RNA, 5381 nt
Organism: Mytilus californianus (California mussel)
Lineage: Eukaryota; Metazoa; Mollusca; Bivalvia; Mytilida; Mytilidae
Product: pappalysin-1-like
Exons: 21
Coding region: 1-4743 (1580 amino acids)
Molecular function (GO): metallopeptidase activity; protein binding
Source: RefSeq, a predicted model, not a curated record